AUGGCGUUGACCAAACUUUCCUACGAUGAACCUGUCAACAUGUCACGUAUGCGCGAGCAGGCAUACGCGCCACAUCACCUGGCGAGGCGAAGCGUAGUCGCAACGAUGUCGACGUUGACGAAAAUUUUUGUGACCGUUGUAGUUAUAGCGUCGCUUCCACACAGUUCAGCGUUCAGUAUUCGAGAGCUUAUUCGAGGAGGGAAGCGUGGUGAUUCAUCAACACCGUGCCCAACUUGGCAUCCGUUCGAAUGUCCAUCUGGUGAGUGUGUGCCGAUCAAAUAUCUAUGCGAUGGUUCUCCUGACUGUUCGGACGAAUAUGAUGAGAAUAAAAGCAUGUGCACUGCCGCCACAAGACCUCCCGUAGAAGAGACGUCGGCAUUUUUGAAAGCAUUGUUGACGGCACACGGGAAAGACUUCCUCGUUAAGGUCUUUGGUCCGAAAGCAAAAGGAGAACUAGCUGGAAUGGGGGGUGUGGACAAAGUGGCUGUUGCAUUAUCUCAAAUUCCAACAGCCGAUUUGUUUGGCAUCGAAAUGAAAUUCACGGAAGAGGAAACAGAGCACAUGAUGGCUGUGCUUGAUGGUAUUCUCAACGGUUCUACGGAUGAACUCACGUCGAACGAAGCAGCUGAUUUCCGCUUCUUUGUGCAAAAAUUACAGGAGACCGGGUUCUUCUAA
Messenger RNA from Necator americanus (New World hookworm), 675 nucleotides. RefSeq lists its product as uncharacterized. Lineage: Eukaryota; Metazoa; Nematoda; Chromadorea; Rhabditida; Ancylostomatidae. The record is from RefSeq and is a predicted model, not a curated record. The transcript has 7 exons. The coding region runs from base 1 to 675 and encodes 224 amino acids. Gene Ontology annotation, molecular function: protein binding.